Iphiclides podalirius (scarce swallowtail) is the source of this 921-nucleotide messenger RNA. Lineage: Eukaryota; Metazoa; Arthropoda; Insecta; Lepidoptera; Papilionidae. The record is from the annotation of a GenBank genome assembly.
AUGGGCAGGCUCGUCCUGAAGACCAGCGUGAAGUUGAACUAUUAUACUUUGCUUUCAUUAGCUGCACUCGUUUUCGUGACCAGCGCCAAGUCCGUUGGGCCAGUGGUGCCCGACAACCACAAUGCUUAUGGAUACCUGAAAAACAUUGGUAUUCCUGAAGCAGAAAGGAUCCAGAAAGCCGAGGAAGCCUACUUGAGCGGAUCUAGAAUCGUCGGUGGAGUACCUGCUGCGCUAGGCCAGUACCCGUAUCAGGCUGGUCUUAUUACUGAUAUUGUUGGCACAACUGGCAGAGGCGUAUGCGGUGGUUCACUCAUCAGCUCUAACAGGGUCUUGACAGCCGCCCAUUGCUGGUUCGAUGGACAAAAUCAAGCCUGGCGAGUUACCGUCGUUCUUGGAUCGAUAUUGCUGUUCUCAGGUGGAACCAGAUUAGAAACGAGCGUUGUGAUCAUGCACCCUAACUGGUUCCCAUUUCUGGUCCGUAACGACGUCGCUAUAAUUUACCUACCCAGCUCGGUAGUUACGUCAGCUACUAUUGCACCGAUUGCAUUGCCGACGCAAGCUGAGGCCAGUGAGACCUUCGCUGGAUCCCGUGCUAUCGCGUCAGGAUUUGGUCUUACCAGUACAGGUGGUUCUAUAUCAACAAACCAGUUCCUGAGUCAUGUAAGCCUAAGCGUAAUCGCUAAUAGUGUCUGCAACAUUGCCUUCCCGGCGCUUAUCCAAGACUCGCACAUCUGCACCAGCGGCACCGGUGGCGUUGGAGUAUGCGGCGGUGAUUCUGGUGGCCCGCUAGCCCUCAACCACAACGGAAGAAUGAUUGUGAUUGGUAUUACUUCGUUUGGUAUUAGAUUCGGAUGCGAUAUUGGUUACCCAUCUGCGUACGCGAGGGUUUCAUCUUACCUUACCUUCAUUGGUCAACACAUA